Messenger RNA from Chara braunii, 2560 nucleotides. Lineage: Eukaryota; Viridiplantae; Streptophyta; Charophyceae; Charales; Characeae. The record is from the annotation of a GenBank genome assembly.
UCGCGCUAUUUGUGGCUGUGCAUCGUCCUGCAUCGAUUGCACGCCACGUGGCGCGAGGGUCGCGAUCUCCUAAACGGUUCUCACAGCGGCAACUACGGCAGGAGGGACACGUGUCAGCCCAGAGUUUGACAGAUAAAAUUUAGAAGCCAAGCUGAGGGAGCCCAGGAGAGAGAGACACGUGGCAGUCAUCGCCGUUCCUGCAGGUUCUUGGGUGGUGCAGAUCUGACCGUCGGAUCGUUAUCAUCGGUCGAGGUACCGAUCAGGCUCAUAGACAUUGAGUGAAGUGUGGGACUGGGAGGGUCAUCUCUUUCUCGUUAGAGAGAAGCCACGUGGCGAUCGCUCGUAGGCUAGUUACCCUCCGCGUGACUUUUGGCGGACAUUCCUUCAUCUGACUACUCCGCUGCAAAUCUCUCUUCUUUCCCCUCCACUUCGCGCCGUCUACUCCCUGUCUUUGCCGACCGGAUAUCCCGGCCAUCGGUCUCCCACCAUCUCUUUCCCCGACAUCCUGAUCGCUGAUACCGGGACAAGAUGUUGGGCGGAACUGUCCAGAUGGAGUCCUGUUGCCGUCUGAACGCGCACUCCGCUGUUGCUCCUCAACGGCUUUCCAGAACCGGUUGCACUCCCAACAAGGUCACAUCGUGCUACGCUCUGCAGGACCGGGUCACAUCCUCGCGCAUUCAGUCCGAGCAACCGCAGCAAAGAUGUUGCCAGCGACUGGAGGCUGGCGGCUUGCAGAGAUGGUGCGAUCUGAAGCAUGGCCAUCGGCGGUCAAGGUUGCACUCUCGGGGUCUGUCAGACGGGCUUUUCAGGAAAGGAUGUGAAAGGCGAAGGGGUGACAGAUCGAAGGUGGUGGGUGUGGGCACGCCCAGCCCCAAGGCCAUAGCCACAGUAGACAAGGCUGCAGAAACGGUGACGGAUAGCCAAGAUAAACAGACGUCAGGGACUAGCACUACGAGGGAUGACAUUCGGAAUAUCGCCAUCAUUGCUCAUGUCGAUCAUGGGAAGACGACUCUUGUCGAUGCCAUGCUCCGUCAAGCUAAGGUUUUUCGGGAGAACCAAGUGGUGCAGGAGAGGAUCAUGGACUCCAAUGCCCUUGAGCGAGAGAGAGGAAUUACAAUUUUGUCCAAAAAUACCGCAAUUCGGUUUAAAAAUGUAAAGAUAAACAUCAUUGAUACCCCAGGACACUCAGACUUUGGCGGAGAGGUUGAGCGUGUGCUCAACAUGGUGGAUGGUGUUCUCCUCCUGGUCGACUCUGUCGAGGGACCGAUGCCUCAGACCAGGUUUGUCUUGAAGAAGGCCGUGGAGCUCGGCCACAAGGUGGUGGUUGUCGUCAACAAGAUUGACAGGCCCUCUGCGCGCCCGGGCUUUGUGGUGGACUCAACCUUUGAACUCUUCUGUGAACUGAAUGCUUCAGAUGAGCAGUGUGAUUUUCCUGUAGUAUAUGCGAGUGGAGUGCAGGGGGUUGCUGGGUUAGAUCCUGGACAGCUGGCACCAGACCUGGAACCGCUUUUCGAUACAAUCAUAAGUAGAAUCUCUCCUCCAAUUGUUCUCAAAGAUGCCCCACUUCAAAUGCUGAUAGGCGAGACUCUGGCUUGCAAGGUGCACGGCGUAGCUCUGCCGACAAUCAAGGUGGAGGAGCCGACGGUGCGGAUGUCAUUCAUGGUGAACAUUAGUCCAUUUGCCGGAAAAGAGGGGAAGUAUGUGACUAGCAGGAACCUGCGGGAGCGGCUGUACAAGGAACUGGAGAAGAAUCUGGCCAUGAAAGUUGAGGAUGGGGAAACCUCUGACACAUUCAUUGUCAGUGGAAGAGGCACUUUGCAUAUUGCAAUUUUGAUCGAGAACAUGAGGCGAGAGGGUUACGAGUUCAUGGUAGGAGCUCCAAGAGUGAUCAACAAGGAAGUAAAUGGCAGAAAGCUGGAGCCUUUGGAGGAAGCCAUUGUGGAGGUUCCGGAAGAAUACGUCGGCACGGUAGUGGACUUGCUGGGGAAGCGACGAGGGCAAAUGAUGGACAUGAGCAGCUCAGGACUGGAAGGGACCACCAUCGUGAAGUACCUUAUGCCAACGCGAGGACUGCUUGGACUCCGGAAUACGAUGCUCACUGCAACCCGAGGAACUGCUGUGCUCAACACCAUCUUUCAUGGCUAUGGUGAAUGGGCCGGUGAUAUUAGCAUGCGAGAACAGGGCUCCUUGGUAGCUUUUGAGAAUGGUCAGACGACGGCUUAUGCAUUGUUCAGCUGCCAGGAGAGAGGGCAGAUGUUUAUUACCCCUGGUGUAGAAGUUUACAAAGGGCAAAUCAUCGGCGUUCAUCAACGGCCAGGGGAUCUUGCUCUCAACGCCUGCAAGAAGAAGGCGGCUACGAACAUCAGAUCAAACAAGGAGCAAACAGUCAUCCUGAAUACGCCGCUUGACUACAGCCUGGAUGACUGUAUAGAGUACAUUCAAGAAGACGAGCUUGUUGAAGUGACGCCCUUGAGCGUUCGGAUGUGCAAGAAUCCGAAAAUGCCGCAGUCGAAAACGAAACGAUAAGCGCCCAUGCUCGUCUCCGUGAUCCAAGUUUGAA